Messenger RNA from Diospyros lotus (date-plum), 1263 nucleotides. Its product is annotated as mitochondrial outer membrane protein porin of 34 kDa. Bases 155 to 985 code for a protein of 276 amino acids. NCBI's taxonomy places the organism in Eukaryota, Viridiplantae, Streptophyta, Magnoliopsida, Ericales, Ebenaceae. Gene Ontology annotation, molecular function: voltage-gated monoatomic anion channel activity. Gene Ontology annotation, biological process: monoatomic anion transmembrane transport. The record is from RefSeq and is a predicted model, not a curated record. Gene Ontology annotation, cellular component: mitochondrial outer membrane. The transcript has 6 exons.
ACGCAGCCUUAGCUCCCCGUUCAAGAAAAGAGUGGAGAAUUAGGGCUUUUCGGUUCGCAUAUAUACGGAAUAGCCCUGAGGCGUACCUCUUCGCUGCGACCCAGAUUUCUCUCGUCGAUUACAUCCCAUUUCGUCUCCAUUUCUGCACGAAAUCAUGGGCAAGGGUCCCGGUCUUUACACUGACAUCGGAAAGAAGGCCCGAGAUCUUCUCUACAAGGACUAUCAGAGCGACCACAAGUUCACCAUCACCACCUACUCUCCCACUGGAGUUGCUAUUACAUCAUCUGGAACAAAGAAAGGAGACCUGUUUCUUGCUGAUGUAAAUACUCAGUUGAAGAACAAGAAUGUCACGACUGACAUCAAAGUGGAUACAAACUCAAAUCUUUUUACCACUAUUACGGUUGAUGAAGCUGCCCCUGGAUUGAAAACAAUCCUUAGCUUCAAAGUUCCCGAUCAAAGGUCUGGCAAGUUGGAAGUUCAAUACCUGCAUGACUAUGCUGGGAUUAGCGCAAGCAUUGGGUUGACAGCAAAUCCUGCUGUCAACGUCUCAGGUGUUGUGGGCAGUAAUAUUCUUGCCCUUGGAACUGAUGUCUCCUUUGACUCCAAGACGGGGAAUUUCACCAAGUGCAAUGCUGGAAUAAGCUUCACCAAUGCUGACCUUAUUGCAGCCUUGAAUUUGAAUGACAAAGGUGACACCUUGAGUGCAUCUUACUAUCAUACAGUGAGGCCCAUGACUAACACAGCUGUUGGGGUGGAGGUAAAUCACAGCUUCUCAACCAACGUGAACACCAUUACUUUCGGCACCCAGCACGCAUUGGAUCCAUUGACCACGGUGAAGGCAAGGAUUAACAACUUUGGCAAGGCAAGUGCCCUAAUCCAGAAUGAGUGGCGACCAAGAUCGCUUUUCACCAUUUCUGGAGAGGUAGACGCCAAUGCUAUCGACAAAAGCGCAAAGUUUGGGUUGGCCUUGGCUCUCAAACCUUAGUUGGGCCUUUCGGCUUGCUAGGGUCAGGAGCAACAAAGUUAGCGGUGACAAGCUGGUAUAGUUGUCUGUCUCAAACUUUGUUGUGAUCAGAGCGGUUGAUUAUCAUCCUUCUGGCAGUUUUUGGACCUGUAAAAAUAAUGCAGGAUGGUCUCAUAGAGAUUCGUUUCACUACCAUAUUCUGUUGUUCCCUUUAUCCCUGGGUAACACCCAAACUAAACUGGGAUGAGUACCUGAUAAUUUGAAGAGGUGAGAGCCAUGGACUUUGAAAUUUUGUUCCA